Messenger RNA from Zerene cesonia (dogface butterfly), 579 nucleotides. RefSeq lists its product as uncharacterized. The transcript is spliced from 2 exons. The record is from RefSeq and is a predicted model, not a curated record. Lineage: Eukaryota; Metazoa; Arthropoda; Insecta; Lepidoptera; Pieridae. Bases 110 to 520 code for a protein of 136 amino acids.
ACCGUCAUUUUGACAAUUGACAGCAGUAAUUAAGACAAAUUUGUGAGGAGAGCAAUUGGUACCUAGUCAAAAUAUUUAUAUAAUUUUAAUUUAUUAAAAAUUAAACGAAAUGAAUAAGAGUUUCCAUCCUUUGAGGAAUUACAUUAGAAUAUUUAGAGGAAGAUCCUUUAGCAACAAAGUCGAAAAUGUAAAUGAAAAUGCUCCCAUAAAAUUUACUACCAGUGGCGCUGCCAAAGCUAGUAUAAGGCCAAUUUUAGCUAAACCAAGAAACAUGCCCUGGUAUCAGCCGUUCAGUGUAGUUGGAAGUGUUGCAGUCUUCCUUAUAUACUUCUGUGUAUUUCGUGAAGAAAGUGAUAUUGAUUCUGAAUUCGAAAAGACCUUAUAUGACAGAAUAAAGGGCUUAGAAAAGCGACAGUUAUUAAUAAGCUAUAGAUUCAAUAAAGAAAAUGGAAGGAGUGUUGUUGAAAUUGAGCAACGACUAAAAGAAAUUGAGGAAGAGGAAGCAAAGCUUGUAGCCUAAAUAAGAAUAGUAUUUUUGUAGAUUACCUUUUAAUUAUAAUGAUUUAUGGUUGUUGAAAA